AUGUACAACGCAGUGGCUGAGAAUGUCUUGGGGACGAUAGGGACGAUUUUUUGGUGCGUGCAGCUUAUCCCCCAGAUUAUAAGAAACUACAGAGUAAAGAACUGUGAAGGGUUGCCGCCAGUCAUGAUGUUUUUGUGGGCCGCCAGUGGAGUUCCUUUCUCAAUCUACUUCUUUGGCAUAGACGGUUCUAUUCCCUUAAGGGUCCAACCACAGUUGUUCACCUUCUUUUGUUUGGUGACAUGGGCUCAGACUUUAUAUUAUCCGCCGCACCAGAUCAAGCGGUUGCGCAUGGUUGCCGUGGUGGGGUCGUUUGUCUUGGUCUCGGUUGGUUUGGAGACGGGGUUCAUCUUGUGGUUGAGGCCUCUUUACAGAGACGGCAAGGAGUGGCCAAUGAUCAUCAUUGGGGUCAUUGCCUCGGUGUUGCUUGCCUUGGGGUUGAUCCCGCCUUACUUUGAGUUGGCGAAACGCAAAGGUGAGGUUGUUGGGAUCAAUUUCAUCUUUUUGUCGAUGGACUCGUUGGGGGCUAUAUUUUCAUUGUUGAGUGUGGUGGUGGGCAAGAUGGAUAUCAUGAGUAUUGUGUUGUAUGCUAUCGUGUUUGCUUUGGAGCUUGGAAUCUUCACCAGCCACUUUAUCUGGUGGUUGAGAUUUGGACGAAUGGAGAGGAGCAGGAGCAAAAACGGUGGUGAUGAUGAUGAUGAUGAUAAUAAGGGAUCUGAAAUGAAUGAUUCUGUGGAUGAAUCUGCUGAAGAACAGAUUGAAACUUGCUCGUCGGCAUCGGGUGAAAAGCGUUUUAAACACGAGAACGGAACGGAAAAGCGCGAAUGA
Molecule: messenger RNA, 825 nt
Organism: Lodderomyces beijingensis
Lineage: Eukaryota; Fungi; Ascomycota; Pichiomycetes; Serinales; Debaryomycetaceae
Source: the annotation of a GenBank genome assembly